ACAUCCUAAACGAAAAUUUGGUAUUAUAUUCAAGUCCUAGAAAUAUAAUACGCUGAUAGUAUUGAGCGCGGAUGAAAUGCCCGUAUUUACACGUGCUUGGGAGGUUUAGUAUCGUCCAACACGCUUUCAGAAGAAUCCAGGAAAAAAAAUCCGUCCAGCAAGUCAAGGCAUUUCGUAGGUGUUGUAUUUAAUUGACUGCAACUUGUAUUCAAUCGUCCAGAAGAACUCAGUAAAAACAAUCCGUUCAGCAAUUCAAGGCGUUUCACAGGUCUUCUGUUUAUAUCAAUCUGAUCUGCUGCCUAUACUCAGAUAUAUAUAUGUGUGUGUGAGAAUCCUUUCUAUUCCAUCAGGGUUUGGAUUUUUGUGUUAAAAUGGGCAGCGGGUUCCAGCUCAAUAUAACAGAUUUGAAGGAUCGUUUGAUUGGGUCACUUGACACUCCAUUUGCUGGAGCAGUACUUUUUGGAGUUCAUGUUGAUUGGCACAUAGUUGUGGAGGUUUUACUUGUGGCAGUAAUUGGUUUCUUACUGUUUCAGAAGAGUUAUCAACCUGAAAAGCGUCCUCUUACAGAAAGGGAAAUUGAUCAGCUGUGUGAGGAAUGGGUCCCAGAACCUCUUCAUCCGCCCAUUACAAAGGAGAUGGAAUACGAACCUCCUGUUUUGGAAAGUGCUGCGGGUCCACAUACCAUAGUAAGUGGAAAAGAAGUUAUCAAUUUAGCUUCAGCAAACUAUCUUGGACUAAUAGGGAAUGAGAAGAUAAUUGAAGCAUGUGAUGCAUCCCUUAAAAAAUAUGGUGUGGGAUCUUGUGGUCCUCGUGGCUUCUAUGGGACUAUUGAUGUUCAUCUUGAUUGUGAGGCCAGAAUUUCGAAGUUUUUGGGGACGCCAGGAUCAAUUCUCUAUUCAUAUGGUCUUUCAACUACAGCUAGUACAAUUCCAGCAUUUUGCAAGCGGGGUGAUCUAAUUAUUGCUGAUGAAGGUGUACACUGGGGAAUUCAAAAUGGGCUAUUCCUUUCAAGAAGUACUGUAAAGCAUUUCAAGCAUAAUGAUAUGGGAGCUUUAGAAGAGAUCUUAGAGGAGGUCUUCUUACAAGAUAAACGGGUCAAAAAGGUGCUGAAUCGACGCUUCAUUGUAGUUGAAUCCAUUUACCAGAAUUCAGGUCAGAUGGCACCCCUGGAUAAAAUUAUAAAAUUGAAAGAAAAGUAUAAGUUCAGGGUAUUGGUAGAUGAAAGCAAUUCAUUUGGUGUACUGGGUAAAACUGGUAGGGGUAUCACUGAACAUUAUGGAAUUCCGGUUGAAAAAGUUGAUAUUAUAACUGCUGGUAUGGGGUAUGCUUUGGCAACUACUGGAGGCUUCUGUACAGGAAGUGCAAAAGUUGUUGACCAUCAGCGUCUCAGUAGUUCUGGAUAUUGCUUCUCUGCAGCUCAGCCACCUUUUACAGCGAGUGCUGCUAUAGCAGCAAUUAAUGUUCUUGAAGAAAGUCCUGACCUUCUUGUCAGAUUGCAGAAAAAUGUAAAAAUUUUGCAAGAAGGUUUGUUACAAAUACCAGGUCUUAAAGUUUCAAGUGACCCAUUGUCACCCUUGAUCUUUCUUCAAUUGGAGCAAUCAUCUGGUUCCUUCAAGAGUGACUUGUUUAUGCUUCAGGAAAUUGCUGAUCGAAUGUUGGAGGAUGAGUCAAUAAUGUUGGCUGUAUCUAGACGAUCUUUGCUAGACAGCUGUAAACUACCAGCUGGAAUUCGUUUAACAGUUUCUGCAGCUCAUACAGAAUCUGACUUACUACAAGUUAUUCGGUCACUAAUCAAAGUAUGUGAAUCUGUACUUGCUACAAAAGAGUAACUAAAAUUCAUUUGAUUGAGUCGGUCCCCGUGUUUCUUAGAAGAGGGUACAUGUUAAUCAACUGAAACUUCAGAAUCUGCAAGUGCAAGGGUCUCUUUGACAUGUAAUUUUUUUGGAACCAUGUAUCAGUGUCACAAAUUUUGAGCUUUGUAUUACUACACAUCCCAUGACAUUCACAGUAAGUAUUGAUUGGGAAUUAAUAUUUAUUUGCAAGGAAGUUCGUAAUA
Messenger RNA from Cryptomeria japonica (Japanese cedar), 2056 nucleotides. Its product is annotated as long chain base biosynthesis protein 1b. NCBI's taxonomy places the organism in Eukaryota, Viridiplantae, Streptophyta, Pinopsida, Cupressales, Cupressaceae. The transcript has 14 exons. The record is from RefSeq and is a predicted model, not a curated record. Gene Ontology annotation, molecular function: pyridoxal phosphate binding; serine C-palmitoyltransferase activity. Bases 372 to 1829 code for a protein of 485 amino acids. Gene Ontology annotation, biological process: sphingosine biosynthetic process; ceramide biosynthetic process. Gene Ontology annotation, cellular component: endoplasmic reticulum.